Molecule: messenger RNA, 2611 nt
Organism: Helicoverpa zea (corn earworm)
Lineage: Eukaryota; Metazoa; Arthropoda; Insecta; Lepidoptera; Noctuidae
Gene: Mccc2
Product: probable methylcrotonoyl-CoA carboxylase beta chain, mitochondrial
Exons: 1
Coding region: 75-1742 (555 amino acids)
Biological process (GO): L-leucine catabolic process
Cellular component (GO): methylcrotonoyl-CoA carboxylase complex; mitochondrion
Molecular function (GO): methylcrotonoyl-CoA carboxylase activity
Source: RefSeq, a predicted model, not a curated record
UAUAUUAUCGGCAGUAGCGCGACAGCGACUCGCCGACCGGUCGUGUUUCAUUCUGCUCUUAAUAUACGUUAAAAAUGCUCAAACUAGUCAGAGGGAUACGGCGGUUGAACCAAUGCCGGCACAAUCACGCUGCCGUCAUCGGCACGGAGCCGAACCGAACAGAUCCUUACUACCAAGAGAAUAAGGCCAGAAUGGACGAGCUGGUCGACGAAUUACGGCAGAAAACCGGUGACGCCAUCAAAGGCGGCCCGGAGGAGGCCGUAAAGAGGCACACGGCGAGAGGAAAACUGCUCGUCAGGGACAGGAUUAACCGGUUGGUAGACGAGGGAAGCGACGUUUUAGAACUGAGCACGCUGGCCGCCACCGACAUGUAUAAAGGGCAAGUGCCGAGCGCCGGCAUCGUCACCGCUAUUGGCAAAGUUCACGGUCGCGACUGCAUGAUUGUGGCGAAUGACGCUACUGUUAAAGGAGGCACUUAUUUCCCUAUGACGGUGAAGAAACAUCUGCGUGCCCAAGCGGUGGCGCAAGAGUGUCGUCUUCCGUGCAUUUAUCUCGUAGACUCCGGAGGCGCGCACUUACCUGAUCAAGCUGAAGUCUUCCCGGACAAGGAACACUUCGGAAGGAUAUUCUACAAUCAAGCUAAUAUGUCUGCGGAAGGAAUUCCUCAGAUUUCAGUAGUGAUGGGCUCAUGCACUGCUGGAGGAGCGUACAUUCCCAGCAUGUCUGAUGAAAGUAUCAUAAUUAAAAAUCAAGGAACUAUUUUCUUGGCUGGUCCACCUUUGGUGAAGGCAGCUACAGGAGAAUCAGUGUCUGCUGAAGACUUGGGAGGUGCUGACUUGCAUUGUCGUCAGUCAGGUGUGACAGAUCACUAUGCUCAGGAUGAUGAGCAUGCACUGCAUUUAGCUAGGAAUGUUGUUGCCAAUUUAAAUUGGAAUAAUGAACAGCAUACUAGAAUUCACACGCCAAAAGUUGACGACCCCGUCCAUGACAUUAAUGAUCUUCAUGGCAUAGUUGGAGCGAAUAUUCAAAGACCAUUCGAUAUUCGCGAAGUUGUCGCUAGAGUUGUUGACGGAAGUAGAUUCCAUGAAUUUAAACAGCUUUAUGGAGAGACAUUGGUAUGUGGUUUUGCAUCCAUCUAUGGACAUCCUGUCGGAGUGAUCGGUAACAAUGGUGUGCUGCAUUCCGAGUCAGCUUUGAAGGGAUCUCAUUUCAUUCAGCUUUGUGCAGCCAGGAAGAUUCCGUUACUCUUCCUACAGAACAUAACUGGUUUCAUGGUUGGCAAGGAUGCAGAGGCCGGAGGAAUUGCCAAGAACGGUGCCAAAAUGGUGACAGCAGUCAGUUGUUUCAAGGGUCCCAAGAUCACAGUCUUAGUUGGUGGUAGUUUUGGUGCAGGAAACUACGGCAUGUGUGGUCGUGCGUACUCGCCGAGUUUCCUUUAUAUGUGGCCCAAUGCGAGAAUAUCAGUGAUGGGUGGACCACAAGCUGCUACAGUGCUGUCCUUAGUAGCCAAAGAGAAGGCUUUACGAGAUGGAAAGCCAUGGACUGAUGAAGAUGAGAAGAAGGUUAGAGCACCUAUGGAAGCCAUGUUUGAGAAGGAAGGAAAGCCAUACUACAGUACUGCAAGACUUUGGGACGAUGGUGUGAUUGCUCCAAAAGACACAAGAAAAGUGAUUGGACUUAGUUUAUCUGCAGCCUUGAACGCACCAUUUAGAGACAGUAAAUUCGGUGUAUUCAGAAUGUAAAGUGAUAAGACAGAGUGUAUGACGAAAUAUCUCGUUAUCAGUAAUUAAGUAGGCGUGAACGAUACUCUGAUUUUGUUAUUUUGAGUUUUACUAACUUUGUGAUUGUGAUAAUAUUCGCCUUAUGAUUUGAUAAUUUAGGGUAAAUUAAAGUGUGCUAUAUCAUCUUGGUCUUAUCGUUUCUGAUAGGGUUUCUAACCGGUGAUAGGGCUAGUAAUCAUUAUGAUUAGAAUAAAUUGAACAGCACAAGAUUUAUUUGAACAUUGACAUUACUUUUAUCUUCUAUGUUAUUUACUUUGUUAUACACGCCUACGUCUAAUGCAUACGUAAUAAACUUGUUUGUUUGAUAAAAUGAAUAUCUUCUAAUAUUUAGAAUAGGUACCUAUUUUUGCACGAUUUUUCGACAUUAGGUAACUUCUAUAACAAAGUCAUCAUGUUAUUUAAAUCAUACGAAAAUGCAAUUGAAACCAGAUGCGAUGUUAUAUAAAAAUGUUUUGAAAUGACUUUGUAUAUUCUGUUUUAUCUUAUUUGUUAUUGUGGAAUAAUAACAAUCAUGAGAUAAUAUCGUUACCUACAAAUUGAGACAUUCGUUGCUUUUAAAGGACAUGAGUGAAGUCGGCAGAUGUUGUAUAAAUGUUAUUCAAUGUUUUUGAUAAUCAUGUCAAUGCAAGUGUUUAUUCUGAUGUUUUAAAUGAAUUUAGUGGGCCUGACGUUGACAAUCCCUUUUAGAUUUGAAGGUUGAAAUUAUACAUUUUUGUGUAUUUCAAGAGGAUACUACUGAAUGAAUAUUAUCACAGAUGUUUUUUCAAUGGCAGCAUUUAUGUAAAUACGAGACAUAGUAUUUAUUUUUGUAUUAAACAUACCUUUUUCUA